This is a messenger RNA of Micropterus dolomieu (smallmouth bass), 1551 nucleotides long. RefSeq names its product protocadherin gamma-A11-like. The record is from RefSeq and is a predicted model, not a curated record. NCBI's taxonomy places the organism in Eukaryota, Metazoa, Chordata, Actinopteri, Centrarchiformes, Centrarchidae. The transcript has a single exon. Gene Ontology annotation, biological process: homophilic cell-cell adhesion. The annotation marks the transcript as partial. Gene Ontology annotation, molecular function: calcium ion binding. Gene Ontology annotation, cellular component: plasma membrane.
UUCAACGUGGAUUUUAUUUUGUUGAAAACUUACAUUUUAGUGGUCUUUUGUUUCGUCGUUAUAAUGGGGAACAACAGAUUUGCGCUGCUCCGCGGCCUUGUUGUAAUUUUUCUUGCCCUCCACCUCGUCCACGGAGACGUGAGCUACUCUAUCCCGGAGGAGAUGAAACGUGGAUCUGUAAUUGGAAAUAUCGCUAAGGAUCUGGGACUUGAUUUGGGCAGACUGUCUGCUCGCAAGGCCCGAAUCGAUACUGAAGACAACAACGUUCAGUACUCCGGUGUUAAUCUCAGCACCGGAGAUUUGAUCGUACAAGAAAGGAUAGACAGAGAAGGGCUUUGUGCGAAAAAGGCAUCGUGUGUUCUAAAACAAGAGCUCGUACUGGAAAAUCCUUUAGAACUGCACCGUGUUAGUAUCCGCGUUGAAGAUAUUAAUGACAAUUCACCGCAGUUUAAAGAGGAGUCACUUAAAUUCGAAAUUCAGGAAUCGGCGGACAAGGGUGCACGGUUUCUUCUUGGAGAAGCUCACGAUGGAGACAUCGGAGAAAAUGCUGUUCAGGGCUACUCACUUCAACAGAAUGACCAUUUCAAAUUAAAUGUAAACACAAAGGCAGGUGGACGAAAGUAUUGUGAAUUAGUCUUAGACAAAGAGUUAGACAGAGAGGACAAAACUGAGAUCAUGUUAUUGCUUACCGCAUUUGAUGGCGGCUCUCCUCAGAGAUCAGGCACUGUAGUCAUUCACGUCACUGUGCUGGAUGCUAAUGAUAAUGUACCAGUGUUUAGCCAGACCGUCUAUAAAGCUACUCUGCCUGAAAACUCUCCUUUAGAUACACUGGUGAUCACAGUGAGUGCAACGGAUGCAGACGAAGGUUUAAAUAGCGAAAUUACCUAUGGAUUUGAUCAUGUUUCUGAUGAAAACAGCAACACAUUUUCUUUACACCCUAAAACUGGAGAGGUGAAAGUAGCUGGAACUAUUGAUUAUGAGAAAGUGUCAUCUUAUGAAAUGCAGAUCAGCGCAAAAGAUGGUUUGGGAUUAGUUUCAUACGCAACGUUAAUUAUUGAAAUUACUGAUAUAAAUGACAACGCCCCUGUCAUAUAUCUAAAAUCACUCAGUAGUCCCAUACCUGAGAACGUGUCACCUGGUACAGAGGUGGGCAUCAUGAACGUGCAGGACAGAGACUCCGAGAGUAACGGACAGGUCCGCUGCUCCAUUCAGCAAAACGCCCCCUUUAAGUUGGUUCCUUCUAUUAAAAACUAUUAUUCUCUGGUGACCACAGGACAACUGGACCGUGAACUAGUGUCUGAUUACAACAUUACAAUCACCGCCACUGACGAGGGCUCUCCACCUCUGUCCUCCUCUAAAACUGUUCAGUUAUCUGUAGCAGACAUCAACGACAACCCACCGGUGUUUGAGGAACAGUCCUACAGCGCAUAUGUGACUGAAAAUAACAAACCUGGCUCCACUUUAUGUUCCGUUAGUGCUCGAGACCCCGACUGGAGACAAAACGGUACAGUGAUUUAUUCUCUGUUACCCGGUGAGGUGAACGGUGCCCCG